Molecule: messenger RNA, 2406 nt
Organism: Pygocentrus nattereri (red-bellied piranha)
Lineage: Eukaryota; Metazoa; Chordata; Actinopteri; Characiformes; Serrasalmidae
Gene: nln
Product: neurolysin (metallopeptidase M3 family)
Exons: 13
Coding region: 1-2226 (741 amino acids)
Biological process (GO): peptide metabolic process; proteolysis
Cellular component (GO): mitochondrial intermembrane space
Molecular function (GO): metalloendopeptidase activity
Source: RefSeq, a predicted model, not a curated record
AUGCUAAAAAAGCUUCGAAUCAUUUGGCCAUCUGAGUCGGUUCGACUGAUUCAUUGUAAAGAACCGGCUCAAAAGAACAAUUCAGUCCCGAGUGCGGUGUGUUCCCUCAGCAUGUCUGUGGUCCGAGCCGGUUUGUACAGGGUUUUUCACUGUAGCCCGAGGCUCAGGAUGACCCUGCUGAAUGGACUGGAGGUUUCUGCCAGGAACUGUUCAAACUCUGCUGACAACCGGAGAGAUCUGAGAUGGGAUCUGAGCCCAGAGCAGAUCAGGCACAGGACAGACAGGCUGAUCCAGCAGAUAAAGCAAGCCUACGACUCUGUUGGGGCUGUGGACAUUGGGAAGGUGUGCAUCGAAAACACGUUGCAGAUUUUGGCAGAUGCUAAACUGGAUUAUGCUGCUUCUCGACAUGUGCUGGAUUUCCCUCAGUAUGUGUCCCCUUGCAAAGAGGUGCGAUCUGCAAGCACUGAGGCUGACAAGCGUCUCUCUGAGUUUGACGUGGAGAUGAGUAUGAGAGUGGACGUGUUCCAGAGGCUUAUAGCCCUGAAGGAAAGACAGUCCAGUGCUUUAUUACCUGAGUCGAAGAGGUUAAUAGAGAGAUUAAUCAGUGUCGGGAAACGGAACGGACUGCAUCUGUCUUCACAAAUACAAGAUGAGAUCAAAAAACUCUCCAAGCAAAUUAGUGAACUUUCCAUUGAUUUCAACCAGAACAUGAACGAAGAAAAUACUGUUCUGAUAUUCUCUCCAGAGGAGUUAGGUGGUCUUGCGGAGAGCUAUACAAAUGGUCUGGAAAGGACAGAGGAUGGAUGCUACAAAGUUACCCUGGCAUAUCCCCACUAUUUCCCUCUGAUGAAGAGAUGUCAUGUUCCAGAGACCAGAAGAAAGAUGGAGACCACCUUCCACAGCAGGUGUAAAGAGGUGAACACAGAAAUACUUGAAAGGCUAAUUGAGUUGCGGGCGAAGGUGGCUAAGCUUCUCGGCUUUAGCAGCCACGCUGACUUUGUGCUGGAGAUAAAUAUGGCCAAGAACUCCAAAAAUGUAGCUCAGUUCCUUGAUGAGUUCUAUAAGAAGUUGAAGCCAGUGGGUGUGAAGGAGAGGCAGUACCUGUUGUCCCUCAAGCAGGCUGAGUGUCAGAAGCGAGGGCUGGGCUUUGAUGGUCAGCUGCACGCGUGGGACAUGCCCUAUUAUAUGAACCAGGUGGAGCAGGUGAAGUUUGCAGUGGAUAAGGACAAGCUCCUGGAGUACUUCCCUCUGGAGGUGGUGAUCCAGGGUCUGCUGGGAAUCUACCAGGACCUUCUUGGGCUCCGCUUCAAGCAGGUCCAAAAUCCACAUGUAUGGCACGAGAGCGUGAAGCUCUAUACUGUCCUCGACUCUACAACAGGGGAGGAAAUAGGACAGUUUUAUCUGGACUUACAUCCCAGGGAAGGAAAGUAUGGCCAUGCUGCAUGCUUUGGACUCCAGCCAGGCUGUUUUGGGCCUGAUGGGACACGUCGGAUCCCAGUUGCGGCCAUGGUGGCCAACUUCACCAAACCAACACGCACCUGGCCCUCUCUACUGCAGCACCAUGAGGUGGAGACCUUCUUCCAUGAAUUUGGCCACGUCAUGCAUGAAUUGUGCUCCAAGACUCGCUAUGCAGAGUUCAGCGGCACUCUGGUGGAGAUGGAUUUUGUGGAGGUACCGUCUCAGAUGCUAGAGAACUGGGUGUGGGAGAAAGAGCCUCUCAGGAAGAUGUCCCGCCAUUACAAGGACGGCAGUCCCAUCCCCGAUGACCUGCUGAACAAACUUAUCGCGUCCAAAGUGGCCAACACCGGUCUGAUGAACCUCAGGCAGAUUGUUCUCAGUAAAGUGGACCAAGUGCUCCACACGAAGGCCUCUGCUGACACUGCGGCUGAGUUUGCCAAGCUCUGCAAGGAAAUCCUAGGCAUCCCGGCCACACCAGGGACAAACAUGAUGGCUAGUUUUAGUCAUCUGGCCGGAGGAUAUGAUGGUCAGUACUACAGCUACCUUUGGAGUGAAGUCUACUCAAUGGACAUCUUCUUUAGCCGCUUCAAGAAGGAAGGAAUCAUGAACCCGAAGGUGGGUAAGGAGUACAGAAGGGUGAUUCUGGAGGCUGGGGGCUCAGUGGAUGGGAUGGAGAUGCUGAAAACAUUUUUGGGCCGUGAGCCACGCCAGGAAGCUUUCUUUCGGUCUAAAGGACUGGACCUCAUUGAAAAUGGAUACAAUUAUUGACUUAUAUAACCAUAUUACUGUAUUAUUGAGAAUGUGUUGUGUGCUAUUGCACUCAAAAUAUACCACAGUCUGUUGCAUACUCUUCCAGUGACUUUUAUUUUAAAGUCAUAUUUAUGCACUUUGGUGUAAAUCCCUGAUCCCUGUUCUAUUAGUCAAAAUAUAAAGAUUUUUUACAUCAUA